CACUGGUGCUCUUUCACAAAUCGUCGUUGAAACUUGAAAGCCUUGUUAUCACCUCACCCAUGGAUCUGUCAGAAACAAUUGCAAAAUGUAAGAACUUCACCACUACCUCAGUCAGGAUAGCUGACGUCACCUUUUUCCUCUGGAAAAAUCAUGUCCCAGAACUAAAUUUCCUUGUAUUUCUCCUCCACUGCAUUUCGCCAACCAUCAGGUCUGGAUCCCUCCCCAGCACCGCACGGCAUUUUGCUUUCCGAGGUCAGGGAUCAGAAGCCUCCCAUUCCGUGCGCAAAACCAGACUUUGCUCGUAGCUGGAUCAUUCUUCACCGACGGUGAAAGGAGGGCUGUGGUGGUGGGGAAAAACAGAUUGUACAGAGUGAAGCGGCCUGGAUGAGAUCAACAUUGAGAGAGAGAGGAAAAAGAAAUAUCUCACAGAUUGCCAAAUACCACAGCAGGCCCUGCUCCCAUGCCUUUGAACAGCAGCCACGGACUUGUGGACAUAAACCGGCCACUACGAUUCUGAUCCUCGUGGCCUUUAAAGCCUCAGCUGUUGGAGUCCAGGUGUCCGGCUCGAAGCGCAGGAGCAGGCCAGCUUGGGGAGGCUGGGUCAGUUGGCAACCCUCCGGCACUCAUAGGGAAAUGGCAGAUACUCUCUCCCGGCUCCCUCUUAAGUAAGACACCUCCGACCCUGAUCCGCCUUUCGCCGGAGGCCCGGUAACCGGCUCUUCUUUUCGCCCUGAGCUCAUUAGCCGUUCUCAGGGAGUUUUCCAUGAGCUCAGAGGGCGAUUAUAAUAUCCCCGGAGUAGAUGGCUGAUCAGGCCGCCCGGUGUCCUGGGGUAACCUCACGGACCCGGGUUCGGGCAGCCGCUCCUUCCCUUCGGACCCAUUCUGUCCUCUUUGCUGAGCCAACGGGACAGGUUGUCUCCACCCGUGGACGUGGGGCCUUUUUCGGUGUCUCACUGAGGACGAGCAGCGUGGGAAUGUGAAGGCAAGCCUUCCUCCGGAACCCAAGACCUGCAGGAAAAGUUGGGAAGCAUCGGUCGGCUUAGCGCUGAGCCUGGCCUCGCAGAUGCGGUCAUGACAGAAAGAAUGGGGGGCUGCGAGGGUCCAGAGGGUUCUGCCGAAGCCUACACUUCCUGCCCGAUGCCAACAGAAGAGGGUCUGGAUCCAUCCACAAGCGACGAGGGAGGUCUGAAUGCUGACCACGAGAUGCAAUGGCUCUCGGCCCGGGAGAACCUCCCCCUGCAAGCGCCUUCUCUAGACAGCCAGCUCUUCCUCAGCCCGCCACAGGGCCUGGGGGCAGAUCUUUUAGGGGACCCUCCCUCUGAGCCCGGUGAGGAGCUGUCCGGCGAACCCUGCGAGGAGAUGUGCAUCAGAGAAGCUCCCGAGGUCUCGUGCCGAGGGCGACGCCAUGGCCUGCCGCCGUGCGGGCCGCUGUGCCCGGGAGCCACCGAGCAGAGCCUCUACGAGGAGGACCACUACGGCCAGCCGUGGGCCGGGAAGGAUCGCCUGCCUUCCAUCGUGGUGGAGCCCAGCGAGGGCGAGGUGGAAAGCGGGGAGCUGCGGUGGCCCCCAGAGACCUUUUCGUUGCUGGAAGAGGAGGGCGAGGAUCCCGACGAGCUCUUUGCCGAAGGCGAGGAGGCUCUGGAAACCGGUGAGUCGGGGGCGGGAACGAAGGGGGAGACCCUCUUCGGCAUCCCUUCCCAAGCCGUUUGGGAUCCCUGGGAACCCCUUCCGGGGGCCCUAGGAAAUCUACUUGGGUUCUUAGGAAACUCUUCUCAGAAUUAGUUCCCGUGGCACCCGCCCCAUGGAAAUCUACGCAUCGGGGCCAUGUCAAGAGGUGUGUUUUUGCCACAGGGCCAAGAUUAUGGGGGUGGAUGGGUGGAGUACCUGCUAGUCGUUGCAACCGUUGGCUCUCUUUGCCCGGACUGCUUUCCGGCUGAUGGCUUUGGUGGUUCGCUUCGGCCCCCUUUCCUCUUUGGUCAACUCGAUAAACUUCGUUUUCUUGGGUUUUGUCAAAAAUGCUUCAAAACCCAUGAACCACCUCGGCAGCCCUGCUCAGAAAAGCGUUUAGCAGCUUUUUUUUUUAUCCUUCCUUAUGCGUGGGUUUUAAAGUGAUGCAUUUCCAAGUCACCCAGAGCUGAUCGCCAGGCAGAACCGUUCCGACACGCUCCGCGAGACCCCUUUCCAAAUUAGGCUCUGGACGCUCUCCUCUAACUUUUUUGUAUUUUCAGGUCUGUCCUCUUUUGACAGCGAUGUGGAAGAGGUGCUGCUCUGAGCUUGCUUGAGGUUUGGACUUGUUUCUUGCGGGGGGGGUGGAAGGUGGGCAGGCCAGACCACAACCCGAAAACAGAAAAGCCCUCCAGAGCCUCAGAACGAAAGCUAACAACGGAGGCCAUAAGCUGCAUCUUCGCUUCCAUCAAUGGCAUCCGGAGGUUAUCAGAAGUAGAACUGUUGCUUUAGUCAACAGAGGGUGGGCCAUCUUUCGAGGCGUAGGACUCCAGGUGUCCUAAUUCCAUGCUGUUUGUGGCUCAUGGGAGUUGUUAUCCAAAACAGCUGGAGAGCCACUUCGAACCCCUUCCUGCCUGCCUGCCUAUUGCAACCAAAAAGGAAUGUAAAUAGACGUUAAUUCGGAAGCCGUGACUCGCUGUUGCUGCUAAUUUCAGGAGCUCAUCAUCAUCCUCCCCCCCCUCCCGAUGUUCUUCCUAUCGAAAUUCUGAUUCUAAGGUCCUUGAGGCAGGAGACACACUGAAAAAAACAAUCAAACAAAAAAAACACACAACCUCUUCUGGAUUAAGCGCUACAAACAUCAGGGACGUGGUGUAAAACAGGAGGCAGGAACUGUUCACCCUCCAGCUGGUUUUCCGACUCCAGCUCCCACCAUCCACAACCAGGAAGAGGAUGAUGGGGGUUUGAGUCCAUCAACAGCAGGAAGGCCGCAUUGGGGUCGCCCUGGAUUUAAAACUGCCUGAAAGUCUUUCUGCAUCCUGAGUGGGAUAAGACCCUUUGCCAGCUGCUCCAGGCACUAUCUUUCCAUGGAAAGGCAAGAAAAUAAAUAAAAUAAAUAAAUAUUGGGUG
Messenger RNA from Pogona vitticeps (central bearded dragon), 3072 nucleotides. RefSeq lists its product as uncharacterized. Gene Ontology annotation, cellular component: nucleus. NCBI's taxonomy places the organism in Eukaryota, Metazoa, Chordata, Lepidosauria, Squamata, Agamidae. Gene Ontology annotation, biological process: positive regulation of DNA-templated transcription. The record is from RefSeq and is a predicted model, not a curated record.